AUGGGACAGUCUUCAUCCACACAACGUGAACGUCCUGACAUCGGUAAUUCGGAUCAUUUUGCGCCUUUCUCAACGGACCUCAACCUUGAUGCAAGGAAUGAAGACAUGAACAACGGACAGACAACUGAGAAUAGUGGAGAGGCGGGCUCGUCGUCCAGGGAUGAAAUGAAUUCAGUCCCCGGUCAAGAUACCGCAUCGGACCAACAGACCGAGGCGCCAGAGACAUGGCAACAACCCACUCGGUUUUCUGGAGGGCACUUGCCUCAUAUGCGAAGUAUUGAAGAGGAGAAUGCUUUUGAGGUUGACCCGUCUCAUCGCGAAUAUCGCUCUGCCGCCAUCGCUCGAAUGGUGGCAAGACGGCAAUCCACCAUGUCAAGGCUGGGCUCAAGAAUUUUGCCAAAUUCGGUCAUCCGUGGUCUUCUCAGCAGUCAGGAAGAGACGCCGGCAGAAGGUCAUGCGCAUCGGCAUGGGAUGGUCUCAAGGACAAUUCCAAGGACUGAGGCUGCUCACAGCAGUGGUCGCUUCAGUCCAUUCAGCUCACUUAGCUCUAGGGGCAUCACUCGACGGCGCACCACUCGAGGGCCCUACUUUAUCCCACGUACAGAAGCCUCAAGCAUGUCGGAUCCAUCCGCAAACCCUUCAUAUCUUGAUACGGCCGCCCAAGGGGACCCGGAGCCCUCCAGAGCAUCCUGGCGUCGCAGUGCCCGUCUCCACCGUAUGCGGCACUCGAUUUCUAGCCCGAUUUCUCACAUGUUCGGGCAGUCUCUAGCCGACAUGGGUCCUCAUCAGCACGGGGAUGCUUCAAAUCUGCCCACUGGUUCCGCUUUCGAUGAGGACUUCCCAAGGGCCAUGGACACUAGCUUGGACUUCACCGAGCCCCCGCAUGAGCUCGAUUCAGUGGAACCAGAAAUACAAAACGGGGAGCACUUGUCUCCCCCAACCCCUGGUCAAACGAGUGCUGGUAUUCCGGGAAUGCGACGCAUCCCUGCUCUACUCAGGGCACGAUCUUCUCGAGUCUUGCGGCGAGAGGAACAGACCCCUCUGUCACGGGUUUUGCAGCUUGCUGCGGCUGCUAUCGCGGCCCAACUUUCCGGGACCACUGGUCCUGUGUUGCCAAACAUACAAUCCUUAGGAAAUGAUGGACUGGAUGGCUCCUUGGAGAACUUCAUUAAUAGUUUACAAAACGCCACCUCCACGCAAGCUCAGCCAACUGCCACCGGUGAAGGUCCAAGUAAUUCUGAAAGCGAGGGCCCAUCUCAGCCUGUCAACUUUCUACGCGUCUUCCGAUUUGCCAAUGCAGAACCUUCCGGACAGAACACUUCUGGACGAAGCAAUUCCAAUGGCUCUCAGGAACAAGGCACGCAGACCGAUGCAAUGGAUCUUGACGAACCUUCGGAAGGAGGCGAAGGGCGGACAGUCACUCUCGUCGUGGUUGGGGUGCGAUCAGUUCCGGCAAGCAACGCAGGGAAUGCAGAACCACAGGGUACCCCCGUAGGUCCUGGCCUGGAUGCCUUGCUCGGGGGUCUGCCAUUCCUAUCGCCCAACGCUGUUCCACGACCUCCGGAUCUCACGCAGCGAGCAGAUGGGCUGCCGCGGCUGCAGGCAUCUCGACAGUCCGCUGGUCUUCAACCCUCCACCGGUGCCCCGGACUUCCCCCGCCAGCCGACUUUAAAUCCAUCUCGCAGGUUGUCAGAUGCUGGGCCUCGCGCCGCCUACCCUUCUUUCAUUCCUACUGCCCUGUCAGAGAGCCCCCCAGGACCUAUUCCGCCUCCAUCGACCCCAGCGGAGCAGGGCUUAUCAGCUGUGUCUUCGGGCACCUCAACUCCUAGUCGCCGGCCAUCCUCCGCUUCGGCAAUGUACCCGGAUGCUUUGCCUAUACUGAACGAAGACCAGUCUUUGCAGCCAACAGUAGAGCCUGCCGACGAUGCCAUUCCGCCUCCCAGCACCGCUCACCGACGCCGUCGGAGCGAUUCUGAAUUUGCUCGACACCGGGCCCUAGGAUCUGGUGCUGUUCGACGCAAUGGGAUGGUUGAGCCUGAUCAGCCUUCCCCAAGCAGCGGUCGAAGCUGGUUGAUCUAUGUUGUCGGAACCAACCUAUCGGAAAAUCACCCGGCCUUGACGACUCCAAGUCUCUUUACUGAUAACCCCACUUACGAAGACAUGAUUCUGCUCUCAUCACUUUUGGGUCCCGCCAAGCCUCCCGUUGCCACUCAAGCCGAUGUCAACUCUGCCGGAGGAUUGUAUCGUCUGGUCGAAUACGGUGGCUCGUUGGUUGCGGAGCUGGUGGAUGGUGCAGGCGUCAUUCAACUUCAGGAUGGAGAGCGUUGUCUGAUCUGCUUGAGUGACUAUGAAGUCGCUGAGGAGGUCCGGGAGCUGGCUAAAUGCAAACAUGUCUACCACAAAGAUUGCAUAGAUCAGUGGCUGACUACCGGACGGAACUCCUGCCCCCUCUGUCGAGGUCAGGGUGUGCAUGAAAGUCCGAACAACGGCCAUAAUCCCGCCCCCGAUUCGGCGCCUCCCGAUGUUCCAAUUGUUUGA
This is a messenger RNA of Penicillium lagena, 2538 nucleotides long. RefSeq names its product RING-H2 finger protein. Gene Ontology annotation, biological process: protein ubiquitination. NCBI's taxonomy places the organism in Eukaryota, Fungi, Ascomycota, Eurotiomycetes, Eurotiales, Aspergillaceae. Gene Ontology annotation, molecular function: ubiquitin protein ligase activity. The coding region runs from base 1 to 2538 and encodes 845 amino acids. The transcript is spliced from 3 exons. The record is from RefSeq and is a predicted model, not a curated record.